CUGACCAUUUCUCUUAAACAGCUUUAUUGCAAUUUCAUUAACAUACCAUACAAUUGACCCAUUUUUUUAAGUAUAUGAUAAAAUGGCUUUUAGUAUAUUCACAGAGUUAAACAACUACCACAGUUUAGUUUGAGAACAUUUUCAUCACCCGGAAAAGAAACCCUGAACCCAAUAGUGUCAUUUGUCCCCCAGCCCGAGGCCAUCCUAUUUUGGUCCCUGUAGAUUAGCUUAGGUUUGGAUAUCUUAUGUAAAUGGAAUUGUGAUCCUUUGUGGCUGGCUUGCUUCUAUUGUGUAAAUUUUAUCCAAUCAGACAGUUGGAUUUCAAUUUUUUAGCUAUUCCAAAUAAUGCUUUGAACUUUUGCAAGUUUUUGUGAGGACAUAUAUUUCUCUGGGGUAUAUACCCAGGAGCGGAGUUGCUGGAUCAUAUAACCACUAUAUAGUACCAUUUGAGUAACUGCCCGAUAUUACCAGCGCAGCUAUUUUGUAUCUCACCAGUAGUAUAUGAGGGUCACAAUUUCCACACCUGGCCAACACCUCGUUAUACCCAUCCUAGUGAGUGAAAUGGUAUAAGCAUUCCCAACACACCAGUUUGAAUUUGUGUCCCUUGCUCUUGAACUUAAGGCUCUGUAAAACUAGCAAAAUAAAUAGCCACAACCGCGUUUGACAACACCUAGCUAUCACAAGUGAAAUACCUUCCCUAAGGGUGGUGAGCCAUUAGAAUGGCCAUUAUCUCCCUGGAUUAAUGUUUUGGCAUUUAUUCUCGUAUUCCAUUUAGGAAGCCGUUUCUCUUCCAGUGGAGUUUUGGGUUUGCUAGCGAAGACCCGGCCUUUGGUGAGGGCUCGCGGCAGCGGCGCCGGAAGUCCGGCGGGAAGUAGUUUCGCCUCCUCCUGGACGUCACCGUUACGUCUUGCGUGUCCUCAGGCUGACGCAGGCGCGCCUUUGUCAGCCCUCUGUUGAGGCGCUCAUUGGGUCCGCUGCAGCCACGUCCCUCCCUCCGGAAGUGCGGACAUUUCCUCUUGGGCUUCGUGGUCGCUGGAGCUCACGCCUGGGACAAUGGUGUGCAUUCCUUGUAUCGUCAUUCCAGUUCUGCUCUGGAUCUACAAAAAAUUCCUGGAGCCAUAUGUAUACCCUCUGAUUUCCCCUUUUGUUAGUCGUAUAUGGCCUAAAAAAGCUAUACAAGAAUCCAAUGACAAAAAUAAAGGCAAAGUAGACUAUAAGGGUACAGACAUAAAUGGAUUACCGACAAAAGAACCAACAGAAACCUUUGAUAAAAAGAAGGACUAACACGUUUUCUCAAAGGAUUUCGUUGUUUUAAAAUGGACUUGAUAAUUGUAAUUGUCUUCCUUGUAAUUGUCUCUCACUUUUUUCUCUCAGACCAGAAUUCAGGAUAGAUAGUGUAGAUAUUUAACUGAUGCUAAUCAGGAAAUAACAUGGUAUGUAUUUUUCAGAUGUAUUUAGUUAUAUUUAAUAACCUCAUUCCUGCCUUUUUCAUUGAAGUAACUUUCGUUUCUAUUAUUGCGGUUUUCAUAAUAUGAAUAAAUGGAAGGUUUGUGCCAGUAGACAUCUUUAUUACUAAAUCAGUGCUUAGAGAUCCUUGGGCUCUUGCAUUCAUUCACAUGAAAAUGACUGCUGUUUGCUCUACUUUGGACUCUUCUAAUUCAAAUGAAGUACGUUUUUACUGUGCAACAGUGCAGUGAAAUGAAAGAUAGAGUUUUGGGAGACGAUAAUGAAGAAAAAAUUACUUUCCAACACAGUGGAGCAGUUUAUCUAUGAGAGUAGUAAUUACUGUUUCUAACUCUGAGGAAGAUAGAAGAGCCAGGGAUUAUAGAAUAAACUUCUUUGAGAAAUAAAACAUCUUUUACAUAAAUGUUCAAUGUAUAUUAUAAAAUUCUACUCUGUUGCAUUCCUUCUACUCUCAUAAACAUAUUAAAUAAUCAUUUUAACUUG
Messenger RNA from Choloepus didactylus (southern two-toed sloth), 1947 nucleotides. It is a transcript of the gene C16H18orf32, whose product is annotated as chromosome 16 C18orf32 homolog. The transcript has 3 exons. The record is from RefSeq and is a predicted model, not a curated record. Lineage: Eukaryota; Metazoa; Chordata; Mammalia; Pilosa; Megalonychidae. The coding region runs from base 1054 to 1284 and encodes 76 amino acids. Gene Ontology annotation, biological process: positive regulation of canonical NF-kappaB signal transduction.